GAUCGGUACCUCUACCACAUGCGCCUCUCUGAUGAUGUCCUACUGGAUGUGAUGAAACGCUUCCAGGCAGAGAUGGUGAAGGGCCUGGGAAGAGACACCAACCCAACAGCUACCUUAAAAAUGCUCCCAACAUUUGUGCGAUCAACUCCUGAUGGCUCGGAAAAGGGUGACUUCCUGGCUUUAGACCUUGGUGGCUCCAAAUUUAGGGUCCUGAAGGUCAAAGUGUCCGAAGAUGGGAAGCAAAACGUUCAAAUGGAGAGUCAGUUCUACCCAACACCCAAAGAAAUCAUACAUGGGAAUGGAACAGAUCUGUUUAAAUAUGUAGCUGAGUGUCUCACAGACUUCAUGGAGACCAAGGACAUAAAGCACAAGAAGUUGCCUCUCGGCUUUACCUUUUCUUUUCCUUGUAGGCAGAAUAAAUUAGAGGAGGGUGUGCUGCUUUCUUGGACAAAACACUUUAAAGUCCGAGGAGUGCAGCAGACAGAUGUGGUGAGCUCCCUCCGCAAAGCCCUCAGGAAACACCAGGACAUUGAUGUGGAUGUCCUCGCCUUGGUAAAUGACACAGUGGGAACAAUGAUGACCUGUGGAUAUGAUGAUCAACGGUGUGAAGUUGGUGUCAUUAUUGGAACAGGCACGAAUGCUUGCUACAUGGAGGAGAUGAGCAAUAUUGACCUUGUGGAAGGUGAUGAAGGGCGAAUGUGCAUCAACACUGAAUGGGGAGCCUUUGCAGAUGACGGCUCAUUAGAAGGCAUUCGGACUGAGUUCGACAGAGAGAUUGAUUUAGGUUCUAUUAAUCCUGGGAAGCAAUUAUUUGAGAAGAUGAUCAGUGGAUUGUAUUUAGGUGAACUUGUCAGGCUUAUCCUUCUGAAAAUGGCAAAGGAAGGCUUACUUUUCAAUGGGAAGUUAUCAACGGAUCUCUGCACUAAGGGCAAGAUUGAGACGAGACAUGUUGCUGCCAUGGAAAAAUAUAAAGAAGGCCUGAAUAAUACUAAAGAGAUUCUGACGGAACUGGGCCUGACCCCGUCUGAAGAAGACUGCCUUGCAGUACAGCACGUCUGCACCAUUGUUUCGUUCCGUUCGGCCAACCUUUGUGCCUCAGCCUUAGCGGCCAUCCUGACGCGCCUUCGUGAAAAUAAAAAACUGAUUAGGCUCCGUACGACUGUUGGCAUGGAUGGAACAGUGUACAAGACACACCCUCAGUAUGCUAAGCGUCUUCAUAAAGUAGUCAGAAGGUUAGUCCCCAACUGCGAUGUUCGGUUUUUGCUCUCCGAGAGUGGCAGCGGGAAAGGAGCUGCAAUGGUAACCGCUGUUGCCUACAGGCUGUUAUCACAGCGUAAACAGAUCGAUGAGGUCUUGGCAUACUUCAGAUUAACUGAAGAGGACCUCGUAGAAGUGAAAAACAAAAUGAGGCUGGAGCUGGAGCGUGGCCUGAAGAAAGAGAUGCAGCCAACGGCGACGGUGAAAAUGCUGCCAACGUUUGUCUGCGGAACUCCAGAUGGGACAGAAAAAGGAAAAUUCCUUGCUCUAGAUCUUGGGGGAACAAAUUUCAGAGUUUUGCUUGUAAAAAUCAGAAGUGGAAGAAGCAAAUCGGUCCGAAUGUACAAUAAAAUCUUUGCCAUUCCUAUGGAAAUUAUGCAAGGAACAGGGGAAGAGCUGUUUGAUCAUAUUGUUCAGUGCAUCGCAGAGUUUUUGGAGUAUAUGGGCAUUAAAGGUGCACGACUCCCUCUUGGCUUUACAUUUUCUUUCCCCUGCAGGCAAGCAAGCAUUGAUAAGGGGGCUCUCAUUGGCUGGACAAAGGGUUUUAAGGCCACAGACUGUGAAGGAGAAGAUGUUGUUGACAUGCUCAGAGAAGCUAUUAAACGCCGAAAUGAAUUUGAUCUGGAUAUUGUGGCCAUUGUCAAUGACACUGUUGGGACCAUGAUGACUUGUGGUUAUGAAGACCCAAACUGUGAAAUUGGUCUCAUUGCAGGGACAGGCAGUAAUGUGUGCUACAUGGAAAACAUGAAGAAUAUCGAAGUUAUCAAAGAGGAUGAAGGCAGGAUGUGCAUCAAUACAGAAUGGGGAGGAUUUGGUGACAACGGCUGCAUUAAUCAUCUCAGGACAAAAUAUGACAAAGAAGUAGAUGAAGGUUCAUUAAACCCUGGGAAACAGAGGUAUGAGAAGAUGACCAGCGGAAUGUAUCUGGGUGAAAUAGUGAGGCAGAUUUUGAUUGACUUGACGAAGCAAGGCCUUCUCUUCAGAGGUCAGAUUUCAGAAACGCUGAGAAGCAGAGGAAUAUUUGAAACCAAAUUCCUGUCUCAGAUUGAAAGUGACCGGCUUGCCUUGCUCCAAGUGAGAAAAAUCCUGCAGCAGCUUGGCCUUGACAGCACCUGUGACGACAGUAUCACCGUGAAGGAGGUGUGCGGCUGUGUUUCGAAGAGAGCAGCUCAGCUCUGUGGAGCCGGACUGGCGGCGGUUGUCGAGAAGAUACGGGAGGACAGGAACUUGGAGCACCUAAAAACCACCGUAGGCGUGGAUGGCACCUUAUACAAGCUGCAUCCUCAUUUUUCUAGGAUUCUGCAAGAAACUGUGAAACAGCUGGCGCCCCAGUGUGAUGUGACUUUCCUGCUUUCAGAAGACGGGAGUGGAAAGGGAGCUGCCCUAAUUACUGCUGUUGCCAAGAGGAUGCAUAGCGCCGCUGAGCACUGA
Gekko japonicus is the source of this 2688-nucleotide messenger RNA. RefSeq names its product putative hexokinase HKDC1. The transcript is spliced from 17 exons. The record is from RefSeq and is a predicted model, not a curated record. Gene Ontology annotation, biological process: intracellular glucose homeostasis; glycolytic process; glucose 6-phosphate metabolic process. Gene Ontology annotation, cellular component: cytosol; mitochondrion. The coding region runs from base 19 to 2688 and encodes 889 amino acids. Lineage: Eukaryota; Metazoa; Chordata; Lepidosauria; Squamata; Gekkonidae. Gene Ontology annotation, molecular function: D-glucose binding; ATP binding; glucokinase activity.